Molecule: messenger RNA, 1216 nt
Organism: Megalopta genalis
Lineage: Eukaryota; Metazoa; Arthropoda; Insecta; Hymenoptera; Halictidae
Gene: CycC
Product: cyclin C
Biological process (GO): regulation of transcription by RNA polymerase II
Molecular function (GO): cyclin-dependent protein serine/threonine kinase regulator activity
Source: RefSeq, a predicted model, not a curated record
AUAUUUUUCUCUACAAUUAGUACAGUCACUUUCAAAAUCUACUGAAAUCAAUAUGUAGAAAUGUUUGAAAUACAAAAACAUUCAAUUGAUAGUGUUUUAAAAAAUCAUAAAUAUAAAUGUUAUCAGUGAUCGGAAAAAUAUUACAUACGUAUUGAUGUUCUCGAAUGUUAUAUUGAAGCGUAUAACCAUGCAGUGAUUGAAAAAAAUGGAUGUUAAGUGAAUCGAUUCGGUAGUAAACCUGAGAACAGUCUAAAAACUUUGAACGGUGCAAAAUUGUUCCUCUGUUGCAACAAUUAAUGUAACAAUAAUAUGGCUGGCAAUUUUUGGCAAAGUUCACAUCAUCAACAAUGGCUUCUAGAUAAACAAGACCUUGUUCGAGAACGACAACAUGAUCUUUCUAUUUUAACAGAAGAAGAAUAUCAAAAACUAUUUAUCUUUUUCUCAAACUUGAUUCAAGUACUAGGUGAACAAUUAAAACUUAGACAACAAGUUAUUGCUACAGCAACUGUUUAUUUUAAAAGAUUCUAUGCGCGUAAUAGCUUAAAAUGUAUAGAUCCCUUAUUAUUAGCACCUACAUCAGUUUUUUUAGCAUCCAAAGUAGAGGAAUUUGGAGUUAUUUCUAAUACCAGGUUAAUUACAACUUGUCAAACUGUAGUAAAGAAUAAAUUUAAUUAUGCAUAUUCUCAAGAAUUUCCAUAUCGUACAAAUCAUAUUUUGGAAUGUGAAUUUUAUCUUAUGGAACACUUAGAUUGUUGUUUAAUUGUAUAUCAACCAUAUCGUCCAUUACUGACACUCAUUCAAGAUGUGGGUCCAGAUGAUCAGUUAUUAACACUUACUUGGCGUAUAAUUAAUGAUAGUUUACGAACAGAUGUUUGUCUUCUAUAUCCUCCAUAUCAAAUAGCAAUUGGAUGCUUACAAAUAGCUUGUGUCAUACUACAAAAGGAUGUAAAGUCAUGGUUUGCUGAACUGAAUGCAGACAUGGAAAAGAUUCAAGAAAUUGCUCGAUAUAUUAUUAAUUUAUAUGAACUAUGGAAAACGUAUGAUGAAAAGAAAGAAAUUCAGGGAUUAUUAAAUAAAAUGCCAAAACCAAAAGCUGCACCACAGCGCUGACAAGAAGAAACUUUGCCUUCUAAUAUUUGGAACUGAUAAUAACAUUUUUUGAAACAAGUGUGAACAAUUUAUUCAAAAUUAAAUAAACGAUAUAAUUUAAAAAUUC